GCUGGGCUUUGUCUACAAAAAAAAAGCCCUGAUUUUUAACACUUCACCAGAUACAUGGAAUGUAUCUUCAGUCGGGGCUCAUAUACUAUAAAAGAUUAUGAAGACAAAUUACAGCAAGUGAGGUCAAAACUUCGUAAAAUGUAAGAACUUAAAUCACUAACAUGAAAAGCUCAAGGCCGCGAUGGAUAAAUACACUGAACCAUCCGGGUAGAACGCAAUCUCUCUCCGGUGUUACCACGGUACUUUACCGUAUCUACUAGAGAAGACGCGCAGCAGCAUCCCCGUUGCGGAAUAAACUGAUUGGGUGUCUGUUACGAAAGAGCUUACAUUGAAUCUGCGCCUGCGCCUUCGGGUGGGAGCUUGGCGGCCGUGGAUCUCGCUGCCUCUCGCGAUUCUCGGCGCCGGUAAAGGUUGAUCCGGGCCUGUGUGUUGCCGGCCGGCUUAGGCUGUCGGUGAAGGGUCAAUGGCGCAGCCGGCCGUGACACUAGGAGGCCCUGCGAAGCAGUCGGAGACGGAGGUGCUGGCAGCGCAGGAAGUGGAAGCUGCCAUGGAACGGCGUCAGAAGCUAAUUGCAGGAAAGGCUCACACAGAAGGUGGCUCUGCACGAAUGUCACUUCUCAUCUUGGUGUCUAUCUUCUUAUCAGCUGCCUUUGUUAUGUAUCUGGUGUAUAAAAACUUUCCACAUCUUAGUGAGGAGGAGAGAGAAUGUAUAAAGGUUCCCAGAGACAUGGAUGACGCUAAAGCCUUAGGAAAAGUGCUCUCUAAAUACAAGGAUACCUUCUAUGUACAAGUACUAGUAGCCUAUUUUGCUACCUAUGUUUUCCUGCAAACAUUUGCUAUUCCUGGGUCUAUAUUUCUGAGUAUACUCUCAGGAUUUCUGUACCCAUUUCCCCUAGCUCUGUUUCUUGUCUGCUUGUGCUCUGGACUUGGGGCUUCUUUCUGUUAUAUGUUGUCCUAUUUAGUUGGGAGACCAGUCGUGUAUAGAUAUCUGACAGAAAAAGCAGUAAAAUGGUCAAAACAGGUUGAACGGCACAGAGAACACCUCAUUAACUACAUAAUAUUUUUGAGAAUAACACCUUUCCUUCCUAAUUGGUUUAUCAAUAUAACCUCUCCUGUAAUAAAUGUACCACUGAAAGUAUUUUUCAUUGGUACUUUUCUUGGUGUUGCACCGCCAUCUUUUGUAGCAAUUAAAGCUGGCACAACACUUUACCAGCUUACAACAGCAGGUGAAGCUGUUUCUUUGAACUCUGUUUUUGUCCUCAUGAUUCUGGCUGUUCUCUCUAUUCUGCCAGCUGUCUUCCAGAAGAAACUUAAAGAAAAAUUUGAAUGAGGGCCAGCCUGGAUCUUCCUUCCCAUAUUUCAUCUCAGGAUCAGCACUAUUUGUAUGAUCGGUUUUAUAUUGGAUCUUUAGCAAUUAAAAAAGGAGACAACUGUGAGAGACAUAUUUCUGAACUUCUUGCUCUGUUUAUUUAUGGGGCACAAAGUAAUUGCAGUCAGAAUAAAAGUGACUAUAGCUUUUUAAAAAACAUGAGAAACAUUCUUUUAACUAAUCUGUGUUAUUUAAUUUGAAUGAUUAUAUAACAUGCCUUAUCUGAUUAUUGUGUGUGACUUGAUGACUUGAUGGGAAUAAUUCUUUCCUGUUCCCCCUUUCUGUUCAUUUCUUCAUUGUUUAUAAAUCCUGAAGAAUAAUGGACUGCCCAGUGGAAUAAUGGUUUUCUUGAGUAAUGAAGUGCAGGGACAGAUAAUUUGCGCAAUUAUGUAAAUGUUCCUGAAUUUCUUUUUGCCUGUUGUUUUUACAUUAACCACAGAAAUGCUGAAAAGUAUCAAGUAACAUAACUUUUACAGAUGUGGGGGAUGGACCUGGCACAGUUAAAUGCUAGAAUUUGAACGUUUGUCAGUAUUUCAGAUGUAUGACAACUGUUUCUAAAAUGGCAAAAACUGUAUGAAACCAAUUAUUCAGCAAUGUCAAAUAUAACAAUUAUCAGUA
This is a messenger RNA of Heteronotia binoei (common prickly gecko), 1987 nucleotides long. It is a transcript of the gene TMEM41B, whose product is annotated as transmembrane protein 41B. The record is from RefSeq and is a predicted model, not a curated record. NCBI's taxonomy places the organism in Eukaryota, Metazoa, Chordata, Lepidosauria, Squamata, Gekkonidae. Gene Ontology annotation, cellular component: endoplasmic reticulum membrane. The coding region runs from base 464 to 1330 and encodes 288 amino acids. The transcript is spliced from 7 exons.